AUGCAGGGCAAGGCCAACUUUGUCAAGGUGUCUGCUGAGUCUGAAGAGCGACAGGGGUAUCCCCAAACCAUCUACCUGGGUCGGGCUCCGAGUGGCGAGGAAGGCGGGGAACGGCCGGUCUUCGCCUUCGAGACCUUUGUGGCAAUAAGCGAGUCCUACGCGCAGGUGUUGACCGAGUUGACUAAAGACCAGUUGGCUGCAAGCGGAGUGAAGUCCUUUUGUUUCGUCGGUUGUGUUAGCGACCCGCGAUUGCUACGGGUUAAGACUGAGGAACAGCAGAGCGGGGGCCGACGACCGUCCCUAAGCAGCGGACUAGGUCCCAAUGGUGGACACGGCGUGGGUGGGGGACACAGCAUGGGUGGGGGGCACAGCAUGGGUGGAGGAAGCGUAAGUGGCAGUGUUAACGGGAGCACAGCUGGCAGUACUUCCGGUGCAGAUCGCCACGGCCAAGCCCUUGGCGGCCAGGUCCUUGGAGGCCAUAGAUUGGCUCAGGUUGACAUGUCGCGAAUGCGCGAAAUUGACGAUCUGCGGAAACAAGUGGCGAGCCUGCAAGGCGAUCUCGUCCGAUGCAAGACAGAAGCCGAAAAAAGUCGGGUGGAGAGGGAACGGGAAUUGAGGGACCAUGAAAGCAAGACUGGAGAAGUAGAGAUGGAGAUGACGUUGUUAAAGAAAAAGCUGGCGUCGCUCCAGCAACAGCUGCAGGGAGUCGUGGGCGAGCGGGACAAGCACGUAGAGGAGAACCAGCGGCUCGCGGAGGCCUUUGAACGGUCGGAGCUGAAGCGGAAACAAAUUCAGAGUGGUCUGGAAAGCUCGGAGCAACGGGCUACUCAGUUAGAGGCGGAGAAAUAUCAGUUAUCGUUAGAAUGUACGGCACUGCAGUCACGUUGUGCAGUGCUGGAGACUCAGCAGCACGAGUUGGAGCGUCGUGUGCGCGAUAUGGAGGAGGACAAGCAGGAACUAGCAAACUCGAAGAUCGAAUGUCAAAGACUCGGGAAGGAAGUAGAGUCCUGGAAACAAGAAGCAUUGCAGUAUCGGUCGCAGCAAAAGGACAUAAACACGUUCAAACGGCUCGUAAAUGGAUUGAUAAAAAUGGAACGGGAUUAUUCGGCCAAGUUCACACGCAACGCAGACCAACUUCUGAGUCUAAGCUUCGCUAGCAGCCCCACAAUGCAACCACUGGACGAGUCCUUGGACCUGCUGCAAACCACAACACCACCCCCACCCCACACGGCUGCCUUGAUGCAACAGCCGCCGGUUACCAUGAUGCAACAGCCCCCCAGCGUAGGAGCCGGUCUGCAGGCCUCGCCUCAAGACUUGCUGUACCGAGAGGAAGAAGGCACUCUCGACGGACAGGAGGAAGACUGCAGUGCCACGGAAGGGGAUGAGAACGAGGAGACACAGGAGAAUGUCAAGAAUGAAGAGUACGAAAGCACAGCGAAGAGGCGAAGGCGAGAAUCAUCCGACGGGCCACUACUGAUGUCCUCUACUAAUGAUCUGUUUAUACCAGAGUCCCAAUUUUUACAUAACUAG
Molecule: messenger RNA, 1530 nt
Organism: Gregarina niphandrodes
Lineage: Eukaryota; Apicomplexa; Conoidasida; Eugregarinorida; Gregarinidae
Exons: 1
Coding region: 1-1530 (509 amino acids)
Source: RefSeq, a predicted model, not a curated record